AUGGUCGGACACUCAGGCUAUCAGGGCGGGCGCAAGGCGUGGGGGGGACCUGGCGGGAGGGAGGAUGGCGGAGGGGGGAGAUCGAGAGGCAAUGGGCGCGGACUGGCGCUUGCGCGGUCUGUAGUGAUCGACCUGCUGGCGCGGAGCAAGGAGAGCGUGGAGGAGGUGGUGUCGCCGGUGCUGUCGCGAUUGACCGCUGCGACGCUGUGGGAUCAUAUCCUCCGGGAUUUAGAGCACAGAGGAAACAAAAGACGCGCGUACGAGGUCUUCGAGUACUUGCUCCUAGGGAAGGAGCACCACGGAGUGACCCUCUCCCCGCAGCUCUUCUCCACCGUUAUCACCAUGCUGGGCCGCGACGGGAAGCUGGCGCACGCGCGCGCGGCGUUCGACGCGAUGGCGACGCACGGCGUGGCGCGCGGCGUGCACGAGUUCACGUCGCUGCUGAGCGGGUACGCACGGCACGGGCUGAUCCGCGAGGCGGUGGACGUUCUGGCGCUGAUGAAGGAGGAGGGGUGCGAGCCGAACGUGGUGACGUACAACGCGCUCAUUCACGCGCACGCGAAGCAGGGCUCCGGAGUUGAUAAGGUGACGGCACUCUUUGAUGAGAUGACAGCGCGGGGAGUGGAGCCGGACGCGAUCACGUACAACACGCUCAUCAACGUGUGUGUGCGCUGCCGGGACGUGGAGCGAGCUCUCACCGUUUUCAACACCAUGCGCCAAGCUGGCUUCUCCCCCAACGUCAUCACGUACACCAGUCUCGUUGACGGGCUGGGCAAGGCGGGCAGGGUGAAAGAGGCCGCGGAGUUGUUCGAGGAGAUGAAGCACUGCGGGCAGGACCCCAACAGCCGCACGUACAACUCCCUCAUCCGCGCAUACGGCGAGGCAGGGCUGUAUGACGAGGCCACGAGCCUCUUCCAGGAGAUGGCGCGCGCAGGGUGCAUGCCUGAUGCAUUCACGUACAACACGAUGAUCAACUUCUAUGGCCGGGACGGGCAGGUGGACGCAGCAGAGGGCGUGCUGCAGCAGAUGCGCACGCAGGGGUGCAUCCCUGACAGGGUGACAUACAACACGCUUAUGGACGCAUACGCCAAGGCAGGCCACCCGGAGAAGGCACAGCACGUGCUGGCAGUGAUGCGCAGUGCGGGCGUGGCCCCGGACCUCUACACAUUCAACAUCCUGCUGGAAGCUGCUUCUAAGACCCGCACCAUUGAAGACGCAGAUAGGAUCUACGAGGAGAUCAGUCGCAGUGGGCUGAGGCCCAACCUGGUGACGUUCACAGCGAUGAUCAACGCGUAUGGUCGCAUGGGGCGCCACGAGGAGGCGCAGGAGGUGUGGCGGGAGAUGCGAGCGGCGGGCUGUGUGCCGGGCGGGCAGGCGUACACAGGGCUCAUCAAUGCUUAUGCCCGCCAUGGGAUGUAUGAGGAGGCCCAGCGAGUGUUUGACGAGGCGUGCCGGGUGGGAAUAGACCCGGACGUGCGCACGUACACGCAGCUCAUGGACGCAUACGGCCGCGCCGGCCAGUACCGCCGCGCCGAGUCGCUGCUCUCCCUCAUGCAGCGCGCCGGCUUCGUUCCCGAUGCGCUCGCUUACGCCGUGCUCGUCCGCGCGUUCGCCGUGGCUGAUCGAUUCGAGCUGGCCCUGGGUUACUUUGAGCAUGUGUUGAGGGAUGCGAACCCGGAGAGUCCCCUGUGCCAGCAGCUUAUAUCGGACUUUGGGUCGCUUUAUACCGCGUAUACAGGCAAGAAACUGGAUGUGGUGCAGAAAAGUGGCUCAGCUGGCGGCAGCGGUGGUGUAAACGGGGGUGGGUUGUCAGUGCAGAGUAUAGGCAGCAGUGGCGGUGGGAUAGGAGCAGGUGUUGGGAGUGUGGCAAGGCCGGUGCUCCCUGAAGGGGGUGGGUUGGGAAGAGGAUGA
This is a messenger RNA of Closterium sp. NIES-65, 1911 nucleotides long. The record is from the annotation of a GenBank genome assembly. Lineage: Eukaryota; Viridiplantae; Streptophyta; Zygnematophyceae; Desmidiales; Closteriaceae.